ACCCGGGGCAGUCGGAUUUCCGGUUCCUGCUCGAGGGGGCGGAAGCGAAGGGAGGCGCUAGCUCCGUCGCCGACGUUAGUCGCUGUCUUCGCUGCUAACGUUUCGUUAUGAGUUGCUAAAAUCAUGGUGAAAUGUUGCUCGGCCAUUGGAUGUGCUUCUCGCUGUUUGCCAAAUUCCAAGUUAAAAGGACUGACAUUUCAUGUAUUCCCCACAGAUGAAAACAUCAAGCGAAAAUGGGUGUUGGCAAUGAAAAGACUAGAUGUGAAUGCUGCAGGCAUCUGGGAGCCAAAGAAAGGAGACGUGCUGUGCUCGAGGCACUUCAAGAAGACGGACUUUGACAGAAGCACUCCGAACACUAAACUGAAGCCAGGAGUGGUCCCUUCUGUCUUUGAGUCCCCAGAUCACUUGCAGGAGAAGAGAGAAAAACUUCAUUGUAGGAAAAACUUUAUUCUCAAAACCCUUCCUGUCAGUAACCAUGGUCACCAGCUUGUCGGUGCCUCAUGCAUUGAAGAAUUCCAAUCCCAGUUCAUUUUUGAACAUAGCUACAGUGUAAUGGACAGUCCAAAGAAGCUUAAGCAUAAAUUAGAUCAUGUGAUCAUCGAGCUAGAGAAUACCAAGGAAAGUCUGCAGAAUGUUUUGAACCGAGAAAAACACUUUCAAAAAUCACUGAGAAAGACAAUCAGAGAACUAAAAGAUGAAUGUCUGAUCAGCCAAGAAACAGCCAAUAGACUGGAUGCUUUCUGUUGGGAGCGUUGUGAGAGCACAGAAUGAGACUGGAUUUGUGAAGGAAUUUUUUAUAUGUUCCAUCUACAGUUGACAUUGAUGAUGCUUCUUAGAAGACCUCACAUACCAUCUCUAAAUCCUAUAAUCACUGACAACACUUUGGAUACCAGGCAGCAUUAUGCAUCAUCCCUGCUAACCAAAAACUUAUCGAAGAUGUGCAGAAAUGUGUUGUAGUUAUGCUUUUGUGUGACUUGUUACAAUUACAUUUUUACAGACAUAAACUAGCGCUGGGUCACUAUUGUAAGAUGGCUAAAUCUCACAUAAGUUAUAGCAAAUGGAACAUCAGAAUUUUAACUUUGACUACAUUAUUGUAUGUCCUUUAUAGUAAAUUGUGAUUUUAAUUUUAAAUAUUUUACUAUAAAGCAGACUUUGUUUACAACACACGUUUAUCUUGCAUCCAACCCAUGGUGCUUUAGCAAUUAAUCAUGGAUUAUUUUUUUAAUAAGGCACUUCAUAGCACUGACCAUGAGAAUAGCCCAUGGAAAAGAUUUAUUGGCUUUUAAGAGCCAAUUAGCUAAGACUCCUGACAGGAUGUCAGUGUUUCAGUACAGUGCAUCAUUCCUCCACACAAGAACUAGUCAGAAUAGCUUCAAACACCAAAGGAUGAAAGCACACACUAUUGGCUUGGGUGAGCAGGUGUUGCUUCACUAGAACAUGACUUCCGGCUCUUCAGUCACCUCUUCCAUACACAGUGCUGCCACCAGCUGAAGAUUUGCAAGGCUGUCUUGUGGUUUUAAGAAGUAAUAUUGCUGACACUUUUAGAACUGUAACACAUAAGAAAAGCUAUUGCAAAUGUGCAGAUCUAGCAGUGGAAAUAGAAACGGAAUUGAUGACUGUCCGGUGGCAGUAAUUACUCAGAAAUGACAUGCGGAAGUACUGCUGGAGAAGAAGAGUCUUAGCUGUUUACUGAUUGAGCCCAAUGUUAGGAAUAUUGCUUCUCCCCUGAUUUCUUACUAAAAAAAAAAAACUAAAAUUAAGAAUCAUAAAUACGGUACAUUAAAAUAAAAAGUAUUAGCCAAAGUCCCACUCUGUAUUAAACACAAAUAUGAGUGAAUCUUUUUUGGAGAUAUGUGCAUAGUCAGAGUGUGCAGCAAUUGGUUCCUUGUGUUAGCAAAUCAUGUCUAGUUUUUGUUUAUUUGUUCCCUGUAACUUUGUUUCAUAGUAGUACCAUAAGGGUAUGGUCAGAUAAAGAUUUUUAUAUUUAAGAUACUGUAUUUUCAUGUAGGACUUUAGCUCUUCCCUCUAAAAGAGAUUUUUACCCACAUUUGAAAGAUUGAAAUUACUGAGGUUCUUUUGUUACCCUCAAAUGUUUUUGUUUUUUUUUUUUUAUUUUCUGCCUGUUAUUUAUUUUCCUUGUUUAAUUUUUUAAGUCACAUCGGGUUCUCUAACAAGAAAUGUGGGUAGAAUCUAAAUCCUCAGCCUGUUUGUGAGCAUAUAUGUUUAAAUUGGUGACUGGGGGAUGGUGAAAGAAAAAGCUCAGCGGUGUCUGCAGACGUCCCCUCCCCUGGCUGCCGGAAGACUGAAGAGGAAGGCUCCAGGCUCGGCCCUAUUUCAUUGCACAGUCACUUUGCCCGCUUGUGUCUUGGUGAAGUCAGUCUCUGUGCUCUCUUUCACUGGGCCUAGAUCACUGAGACUUUGGUGAGUGGGUGAAAUAUCAGUAAGGACCCAGAGCUUCCAUUUGCUCUUUACCCUUGGACAAAUAGUUACAGUGGAAACCAGACUUGAAAUAAAGGAUCUCUACCAGCUGGCGCUUAUCUGCCUAACCUCCAUCCCUACCUCAGUCCUCUGCCCAGAGAUUGCAGCCUAGGUCUUCCAGGGAAGAACUGUGGAGUAUAAAGAAAAGGCGAAUCACAACCUACCCGGAAGUUCCCAGGCAGCCAAAGCUGACCUAAGGGCUCUAGUUUCUAAACAUGGACUGGCCUCUAGACCCUGAAAUACACUUGGUUUCCAAAGAAGGUAUGAAGGAUUGAUGUGGCAUUUUCUCCAUAUCAAGUUUGAGUUCUGAAAAUAGACUGUGUUGUUAAAGGUACCUGUAAAUAUAUAUGUAUGUAUGUA
Molecule: messenger RNA, 2838 nt
Organism: Microtus ochrogaster (prairie vole)
Lineage: Eukaryota; Metazoa; Chordata; Mammalia; Rodentia; Cricetidae
Gene: Thap6
Product: THAP domain containing 6
Source: RefSeq, a predicted model, not a curated record